GUAGUUUAUAAGGUAAAGUUGUUAGAAUGUAGGGAGAUUAUUGAGACUGUCGAUACAAUAUGGAUGAGGUACAUACUGUUUCCUUGGCGGGGGGUGAGAGAGAAAUCACAGUAAUUCCACACGGAAGAACAACAAGACGUCCCAGCACGGAUGAAAUUAAACAAGUGGGCAGUGAAUCAAAGUUUCAUGUAACACCAGUAUCUGAAGAAGAACACGAACUGAACAACACUGUGCCAGCUCGUCCAACACCAGAGUUAAAGUUUGACAUCGAUGAUGAAGCAGACACUCUUAGUAAUCACAACAGUAUCACAGCACUGCUGUCCUCCAAAUUCAGGGAUAUACAGAAGAGGCUCAAACAGUAUGGUAUUGAAUCGCCACGAUUUAGGAAAAGGCUGGUAUCCAGAUGGGAGAGCAUGAAUUAUGAUGUAUGUGAGAAUGUGUUGUACCUUAAAGAUCAAGAAAAGUAUAAGUCAAAGAAAUGGGUGACUCUGAGAUGGUUGAGUAAGUGGUUGGUAAUGUUUUUCAUUGGAUUAGGAACAGCUCUGCUAGCAGCAACCAUUUAUUAUGUUGUGGAAAAGCUUGCACACUACAAAUUUGAAUUAAUUCAACACUAUUUUGAUGAAUGUGCCAAAAAUAAUUGCUUGUAUCAGCCUGCUUUACUGUGGAUGGGCAUCAACUUGGUGGUAACAUUAGCAGGAGCAUCUCUGGUCACAUUUUUACAGCCAUUGGCAGCAGGGAGUGGUAUUCCUUACAUUAAGUCAUACCUAAAUGGGAUCAAGAUUCCAGGCUUGCUGACAUUCCGAGCCUUUGUUGCUAAAACUGUGGGUGUUGUUUUGUCCAUUCUUGGAGGGCUGGCCUGUGGAAAGGAAGGCCCCAUGGCCCACUCUGGCAGCAUUAUAGCAGCAGGGUUUGGAAGAGGAAGAAUUAAUUUUUGCAAUGGGAAGACUCUCAGUUUCUAUUCAGUCUUUCGCAAUGAUCAUGAGAUCCGAGAUUUUGUUGCUGGGGGUGCAGCCUCGGGAGUGUCCUCAGCCUUUGGUGCCCCUAUUGGGGGAACGCUCUUUAGUUUAGAGGAAGCUGCCAGCUUUUGGAAUCAAGACCUUACAUGGAGAGUUUUUUUCUCCUCAAUGGUAGCUUGUUUUGCCACAAACUUUCUAAUCAGUGCCAUAAAUGGAGAUCCCACAAAGUUAGCAGACCCAGGCUUGGUCCGAUUCAAUGCCUUUAAGUUUGAUUUAAAGUUUGACCUGAUUGAAAUUCCAGUCUUUAUAUUCAUGGCAGUGAUAGGUGGGUUAACUGGUGCCCUCUUUGUUGUGAUGAAUUAUAAACUCACAGUUUUUCGAAAAAGGUAUCUGGACAAGAACUGGAUAAAAAUAAUAGAGGCCGGGCUAGUGGCAGUGGUAUCUGCUGCAGUAGCAUUCGGAUUGAUGGUUGGAGUCAACGAAUGUACAGACAAAGCCCCAUUUGACAGCCAUGCAGUCACUGCUUCCGUGUACUGUUCAGAUAAGAAACAUAACAGUUUGUCCACAUUAUUUCUUACUACACCAGAGGGGUGUCUGAAGGCCCUGCUUCAUGAUCCAUUUGAGAGCCAUGGUCCAGUGAGUUUAGUGGCCUUUAUUCUCGUCUUCUUCUUACUUGGGGUAUGGACCUAUGGACUGAGUGUAUCCAGUGGUGUCUUUAUCCCAUGUCUGGCUAUUGGGGCUGCCUGGGGAAGACUUGUCGGUAUAGGGGUGGCUAACAUGAUGCCAGAAAACCCUAAUCUGGCAGCCAAUAGCUCACUGAUAAAGCAACUAGAUGUUGGUAAGUUUGCUCUGAUUGGUGCAGCCUGUCAGCUGGGUGGUAUCCUGAGAACUACCAUCAGUCUCACUGUCAUUAUCGUGGAAUGUACAGAUGACAUUUCAUUUGGACUUCCCAUCAUGAUUGUCCUCAUGAUUUCUAAGUGGGUUGGAGAUUUCAUCACCACUGGUUUGUAUGACAUGAAUGUUGAGGUGAUGGGCCUUCCUACACUACCGUUUGAGUGUCCGCCACUGUGUGACGACCUCAGAGCAAGUGAUGUCAUGAAUGCUCCACUUGCCACUUUUAAAACAAAGGAAAAAGUGGAGAACAUUUACAGGAUGUUGAAGGAAGAGACAUUUUGUGGAUUUCCUGUCAUUGAAGAUGAUCCUAGGACCCCAGGUAAAGGCAAGCUAAAGGGACUUAUUCUCAGGAAUCAGCUACUGGUUCUACUGAAGAAAAAGAUAUUCUGUCCAGAGGGCCAGGUACCACCAAGAAAUAUAACCAUCAAGGACUUCCGAGAUUUCUAUCCGGUGUAUCUGAAAGUUUCAGAAAUAGAAUUAUCAGAGGAGGAGAUGACAUAUGUUAUGGAUCUGAAGCCAUACUAUAACCCCUCCCCCUACACUGUGGAACAGAAAUUCUCACUGCCCCGUGUGUUCAACCUCUUCAGGGGUCUUGGACUUCGGCAUCUCAUCGUCACAGAUGAAAAUAAUGUGCCUGUGGGUAUAGUAACAAGGAAGGACUUGGCUAAAUUCCGGGUAGGGUCAAAGAGAGGACUAGUGAAAAUUGAACAGCUGAAAAUCCAGGACAAGUGAGAGAAACAGUUCCAUGACAGGAGUCUCUCUGUAGCCAUGUAGCGGAAAACUGCAAACCUAUAUCUGACUUAGAGCUAGCAAUGCUAAAUCAUGGUACUCUAGUGUUCAUUGUUCUCAGGGGAACAGACACACAGAUCUCCAUACGCUGUGAUUCCAUGGGCUGGUGGGUCAUCGUCCGUCGAUCAGGAUCUUCACAUCUUAAAAUAAUUCUAUAGGAAUAAGGCUUAGUAUAGUAUGUGAACAAAGCGAUAUGUAUUUUAUACUACCUAUAUCUAUGCAAUUAUGGUGUUACAUUGUUUUUUUUUUUGUUACUGAUGAUUGUGUUUUCUAUAACAAUGAAUUAAUGAAGGCUUUGAUGAACUACAUUCCAUAUUGUAUAUAGCAUACAAUUUACAAUGUAGUGGGACAGAGGCCCUUGGUUUUAUACUGUAACAGAGUAAUAUAAUGUUCAUUUUGUAACUUGAUGCAUUCCAUAAAGGGUAAUUAUGACAGUACAAAUGUGUUUUUUUAACUAGGCUGUGUCUGGUGUUGAACUUUUUGGGGAACUGGUUUCCUCAGAAAAUCAAAUAAUCUACAACAAAUAUUCAGCAAUUGUACAUGCAUUGUCAGUGCAGCAAAGGAAUUCUGUUUUUAUUGUGGUUGUUGUUUUACACACUGGGUAUUCUAUUUAUGCCAUAGACAGUUUGUGCCAAACAUUUUCUUGGUUUUACCUAAGAAGUAGAUUUUUUUCCCCUGUUUUAGCAGGGCUCUCACACCAGUUUUUGGGACUGGGGCUGGGGCUGUGAAAAUUGGGAAAAUUAGUGACCUUUUGAGGAAAUUUGGGAAAAUCAUAACUAGACAACAUCCAUUAAAUUCAUUAUAUAUUGAGUUUCUGGUGGUAGUUAUCAACUAAAUAUUUUACUAAAUGUUCUUUAAUAUUUGGGGAAGUGACCAACUGGGAAAAUUAAAACAUUAAAUUGGGAAAAAAGGUACCUUUUUUGAAUUGGGAAUGGGGCCUUUAAACGGCCCCAAUUAUAGAGAAUCGAGAGCCCUGUUUAGGUGGACAUUUUAUUGAGUGAAAAGUGCUGUGUGGUGUUGUCCAUUCCCAAUAUUCCCAAUAUUUGCUUUAAACUUUUUAUUAUUGUUUUAGAAAACCCAUUUUAGCCACAAUUUGGUGCUUAUUAUGUAGGGGGGAAACCAUAUUCUGUACAGUUAAUACGUUAUUAAUAGAAAAAUAUGACAAAAAAUGUUAAUUCUUCAGCAUCAAAUUGUUUUCACUGGCAUUUGAUUUGUAUCUUUAUCAGUAGACAUUUUUCCAUUUCCAUUUUUACUUGUAACAAUGUAUAUGCUUUAAUUUUACGCAUGAAUGUAGUCAUGUGGCAGGGAACUGCAUGUCUAUUGUCCAAUCCAUAAUAUUGAAUAAUUUUUUUUAAUUUUUGGAAUACCUAGUCAUUCAGUGUUGAUUAUUAUUUUGUAAAUGUGGACAUACAAUCGAUGUCUUUCUUGUUGGCAAACUUUCCAUUUCAUACCAAGCUGUGAUAACCUGUAUUGAUAAGUCCCUAUAUUGAACAAAUUAUUUAUACGAGUCAAUCCUAUUUCAGUUGUCUUCUUUUUCUACUUUGUUGUAAGAGUGAAUAUUCCUAGAAAAAUAGAAAUUUGUAUUUUAAUAACCUGAAUUCAAUUGGUAUUUUAAUUCAAACUUUUAUCACUAUCUCAUUGUACUUUAAACCAGAUACAUUAUUGUACACUUUUCCAGGGAUACCAGUAAUGACAUGUACUCAACAGUUGAGAAACUGAUGAUCUGUACAGCUGUAAUUGUUAGUUGGUCAAAUGUAAACAUUUACCAAAAUUUGUUUUAUUUUCCAUAGUUUUGGAUUGGUUAAAUACUUCAGAAAAUGUAUGAGUUAAUUAAAAGUGAUCCUGA
This is a messenger RNA of Saccostrea echinata, 4485 nucleotides long. RefSeq names its product H(+)/Cl(-) exchange transporter 7-like. The record is from RefSeq and is a predicted model, not a curated record. Bases 60 to 2582 code for a protein of 840 amino acids. Gene Ontology annotation, biological process: chloride transport; transmembrane transport. The transcript has 24 exons. Lineage: Eukaryota; Metazoa; Mollusca; Bivalvia; Ostreida; Ostreidae. Gene Ontology annotation, molecular function: voltage-gated chloride channel activity. Gene Ontology annotation, cellular component: lysosomal membrane; intracellular membrane-bounded organelle.